This is a messenger RNA of Paramecium sonneborni, 376 nucleotides long. The record is from the annotation of a GenBank genome assembly. NCBI's taxonomy places the organism in Eukaryota, Ciliophora, Oligohymenophorea, Peniculida, Parameciidae.
AUGAAUUUAGCAAUGCUUGUAUGUGUAUAAAUUCAAAUAUUAAGUUUAGAAAUUUUUACCAAAUAGUUGUAGGGAUUUUUUAUUAUGGACUAAAAUCUAGGACCUAAAUUUAGUUGAUAAUUCUAAUUGUUGUGUACAAUUAUACUUAUUCCAGUUAGAUAAUCUCUGUUUAUGGAAUAUUUAAGCUAAGUUAAUGAAUUAUGACAUAUAUUUUAAUAGAAAAUCGAAUGGUAUAUUGAUUAAAAGUUAAAAUUUACGAUAGUCAUUUUCAAUGGGUUUAAAGUAGAAAGUGGAAUUGAAUUCAAAUUUCUUGGAUCGUGUUUUUAUAUUGAUAAUAUUUGAACGAAUAUCAAAAAUGUUAAUCUAAGUGUGGUGA